AGAGGUUAAUCACUUCCGGGUCAAAUUUGGUGGCGUUGUUUUCAUAUUUCUGUUAUUCGUCAUCAGCUCCACGUUAUCUGGUAGAUUUAUCGUGGCAUUUCAUGUGUUGUACUUUUGGAUAUCUCACUACCAAACACCCCGAUUCGAUAUUGAUUAUCAGUUAAAGUAGGCUACAGUUUGUAAACUCAAUAACAAUCACUGCUGCUAACAAGUUAAUAGCUAGCUAAAGUUACCAGCUAGGUAGCUAUGUCACCAAGCAGUUGUUGACAUAGCUCGCUAGCUACCAAGCUAAUCCAAUUAGCUAAUGUUGGCCAGCUAUCAAACAUUUAAGCUGUUCGGCGGUCCCUGUGUUCCCUCCUAAAGCUUUGGAAUGGGCAGUCAUUUCCGCAGUUACAUCUGGGACCCGGUCCUCAUUUUGUCUCAGAUUGUGUUGAUGCAAUGCAUCUACUACAGCUUCCUGGGUUUGUGGCUGGCUGUUGUGGACAGUCUUGUACAAACCAACAGAUCACUGGACCAGAUCUUCAGUUAUGAGGUUCUUGGAUUUGCAACAAUGCAGGGCAGACUCUCAAUGAUGGCGUUCAUCUUGAACUCACUUACCUGUGCCCUGGGCCUGUUGUUCUUUAUCCGCCGAGGGAAGCAGUGUCUGGACUUCACUAUCACCGUGCACUUCUUCCACAUGAUAGGCUGUUGGCUCUACAAUGCCCACCUCCCGGCGGCCCUGUCCUGGUGGCUGGUCAACGUGGCCUGCAUGGCUCUGAUGGCGGUGAUUGGAGAGUACCUAUGCAUGCGGACUGAGCUCAGGGCCAUCCCAGUCAACAGUGGACCUAAGUCUAACCUUUGACUGCUGACCGCCUGACCUCACCCCACUCUGUGACUCUGGCUCAUUCCCUGUGAACUGUUCACUGACAGUAUUCUGCCCAGUAUGAUGUAGGGUAUGACAUUUGUGCCCAAAGACUUGGUGGGACUGGGAUGUCAGCUGCUAUAACGCAGUAGUUGGAUCUAGAGACAGAGAUGCUCCAAGUUGGAACAUUGCACACCUCUCAAUAGAUUCAAGGACUUGGAGAUUAACUGAAAUGGUGCUGGUUGCUGUAUUUAUUUGUAAACAUAUACUACCUGUCUAACAGUGAAUGCUAACUUUUUCCUCGACCCACUAAGAUAUCACUUGCUUUGAGACAGUUCAAAGCAGAGUUUAGUUUGUCCUACAAAGAGCUUAAUGGUUUCAUGAUUUGAUUAAAUAAUGAUGAUAUCA
Molecule: messenger RNA, 1249 nt
Organism: Oncorhynchus keta (chum salmon)
Lineage: Eukaryota; Metazoa; Chordata; Actinopteri; Salmoniformes; Salmonidae
Product: protein SYS1 homolog
Exons: 4
Coding region: 371-841 (156 amino acids)
Biological process (GO): protein localization to Golgi apparatus; Golgi to plasma membrane protein transport; Golgi to endosome transport
Cellular component (GO): Golgi membrane; trans-Golgi network
Source: RefSeq, a predicted model, not a curated record